Candidozyma auris is the source of this 1461-nucleotide messenger RNA. RefSeq names its product Ndh51p (gene NDH51). The transcript has a single exon. NCBI's taxonomy places the organism in Eukaryota, Fungi, Ascomycota, Pichiomycetes, Serinales, Metschnikowiaceae. Bases 1 to 1461 code for a protein of 486 amino acids. Gene Ontology annotation, molecular function: FMN binding; 4 iron, 4 sulfur cluster binding; NAD binding. The record is from RefSeq and is a predicted model, not a curated record.
AUGCUUCGUAGCAUUAGAAGAAGUGCAAAGAGUUUUAAUGUCAGACAGUUGGCUACGGCUGCCGAUGCAGGUGCUAACCCUAACCGUGUCCAUGGAGGCUUGAAAGACCAGGAUCGUAUCUUCCAGAACGUCUAUGGCAAUUAUGGCCAUGACUUGAAAUCUGCCAUGAAGAUGGGCGACUGGUACAAGACCAAAGAGAUCAUCCUUAAAGGUGACAAGUGGAUUUUGGACGAGAUAAAGAAGUCCGGUUUGAGAGGCAGAGGAGGCGCCGGUUUCCCCUCUGGCCUUAAAUGGUCAUUCAUGAACCCUCCUGGAUGGGAGAAAAAUAAGGGCCCCAGAUACUUGGUGGUCAAUGCGGAUGAAGGUGAGCCAGGCACUUGUAAAGACCGUGAGAUCAUCAGAAAAGACCCCCACAAAUUGGUGGAAGGCUGUCUUUUGGCUGGUAGAGGUAUGAACGCUACUGCUGCGUACAUCUAUAUUAGAGGUGAAUUUUAUAACGAAGCCGUCAUUUUGCAGCAGGCCAUUAAUGAAGCCUAUAAGAAUGGUUUUCUCGGCAAGAAUGCUUGUGGCUCUGGUUACGAUUUUGAUGUCUACAUUCACAGAGGUAUGGGUGCUUAUAUCUGUGGUGAAGAAACUGCUUUGAUUGAGUCCAUCGAAGGUAAGGCCGGUAAGCCAAGAUUGAAGCCACCAUUCCCUGCUGGUAUCGGUUUGUUUGGUAGACCAUCGACCGUUACCAACGUCGAGACAGUUGCCGUUGCUCCAACUAUUUUGAGAAGAGGAGGUGACUGGUUCGCAUCUUUUGGUCGCGAGAGAAAUUCUGGUACCAAGUUGUUUUGUAUCUCUGGUCAUGUCAACGAACCAUGUACUGUCGAAGAAGAGAUGUCCAUUCCUUUGAAGGAGUUGUUGGAGAAACAUUGUGGAGGUGUUAAAGGUGGUUGGGACAAUUUGUUGGGAGUGAUCCCUGGUGGAUGUUCCGUGCCCAUCAUGCCUAAGGAGACUUGUGACAACGUCUUGAUGGAUUACGAUGCCUUGAGAGAUGUCGGUUCCGGUUUGGGUACCGCCGCUGUCAUUGUCAUGAACAAGCAAACUGAUAUCAUCAGAGCUAUCCAAAGAUUUUCUGCAUUUUACAAGCACGAGUCAUGUGGUCAAUGUACUCCAUGCAGAGAGGGUACUACUUGGUUGCAGAAGAUGAUGGACAGAUUUGUAACUGGACAGGCUACUGUCAAGGAAAUCGAUGAGAUCUACGAGCUCACGAAGGAAAUUGAAGGUCACACCAUUUGCGCUUUGGGUGAUGCAGCCGCUUGGCCCAUCCAAGGUUUGAUCAAGAGUUUCAGACCUGUAAUGGAGGAGAGAAUUGCCCAAUACAACCAAAAGCACAACGUUGACCUUGGCGGUUGGGUUCCAUCAGGUAAGAUCCUUGAUGGUAAGGUUGCUGACAACCCACUUCCAACUCACCACUAA